AUGAUCCCAAAAAUAGCUUCUGCGUGGUGUAUUGUUUCUGACGCUGAAUUGAGCAGUGGAUUUCAGGAUCAAGGAAAGUUUGCAUUAACUUAUGAAGCAACUACGACACGAUUAUUCCGUGAAGGACGUACAGAAACUGUACGUUCAUGUACUAUACACAGUUGUGAGUUCGUGCGAGCAAUGCUCGAUCCGCUUCAAUCAGUACGUUACAGACUGAGGUUGCUUCGUAUUGCUUGCAGUUAUCAUCAGCAGCUCUAUCGUGAUGCGAUGUCUGGCAGAGGUGUCGAUCGUCAUCUGUUCGCCUUUAAGCGAACUCGCAGUGUGAGUAGAAAGGAUUUUUUGUGCGGGAAAGCAGUUCACAGAAUUCUCCUUUUCAGAUAUAUUGUUAUGCGUUAUUUGGAACUAAAGUCACCAUUUCUUGAGCGCAUAUUUCCGCCCACUUUUCUACUUUCAACAAGUCAGACACCGAUGAAUCAAUGUGAAGAAGAAAUGAAAAGCAUCGAUGCAGCGCUAAAGCUAAAGAUCGUCACGGCAGGCGGUGGUUUUGGCCCGGUAGCAGAUCGUGGCUAUGGUGUUUCUUAUAUAAUUGUUGGAGAAGAUCGACUUUUUUUCCAUAUUUCGUCGAAAAAAUCCGCUGAGAAUACGGUAUGCCUAAAUAUUUUCCUUCUUCAUGCUCAUAUUAGUAGGGUUGUUUAA
Messenger RNA from Gongylonema pulchrum, 696 nucleotides. NCBI's taxonomy places the organism in Eukaryota, Metazoa, Nematoda, Chromadorea, Rhabditida, Gongylonematidae. The record is from the annotation of a GenBank genome assembly.